Gastrolobium bilobum is the source of this 2160-nucleotide messenger RNA. Its product is annotated as clathrin interactor EPSIN 1. Gene Ontology annotation, biological process: endocytosis. Gene Ontology annotation, molecular function: clathrin binding; phospholipid binding. Gene Ontology annotation, cellular component: endosome; clathrin vesicle coat; plasma membrane. Lineage: Eukaryota; Viridiplantae; Streptophyta; Magnoliopsida; Fabales; Fabaceae. The record is from RefSeq and is a predicted model, not a curated record. The coding region runs from base 88 to 1788 and encodes 566 amino acids. The transcript is spliced from 11 exons.
CGAAUUUGCUGCAAUCAUUGUUACACCUUUAUAACCUUUCUCUUCAGAUUAGAUCAGAUCUACAACAUCUCGUUUUGCAGAUCCACCAUGGAUUUCAUGAAGGUCUUAGAUCAAACCGUUCGAGAAAUAAAGAGAGAGGUGAAUCUGAAGGUGCUCAAGGUUCCUGAAAUCGAACAGAAGGUGUUGGAUGCAACUGAUAAUGAACCUUGGGGUCCUCAUGGUUCUGCACUGGCUGAGAUCGCACAGGCUACCAAAAAAUUUACUGAAUGUCAAAUGGUCAUGAAUGCCCUUUGGACAAGACUGAGUGAAACUGGAAAGGAUUGGCGUUAUGUAUACAAGGCGUUAGCUGUUAUAGAGUAUUUGGUAGCACAUGGAUCUGAACGUGCAGUUGAUGACAUUAUAGAACAUACUUUUCAGAUCUCAGCACUUUCUAGUUUUGAAUAUGUUGAGCCUAAUGGGAAGGAUGUGGGACUCAAUGUGAGGAAGAAGGCAGAAAACAUUGUGGCCCUUUUGAAUGAUAAAGAUAAGAUACAAGAAGCCAGAAAUAAAGCUGCUACAAACCGUGACAAGUACGUUGGAGUUUCUUCUAGUGGAAUCACCUACAAGUCUGGGUCAGCAUCAUAUAGUAGUGGUGGCUUCUAUCAGAGCAAUGAUAAAUAUGGAGGCUUUGGUUCAAGAGAUGGUGAUAAGUUUAGUGAUAGCUAUAGAGACAAGGGGCACUACGAAGAAGAAAAAGUUGAGAAAGAUUACCCUGGGAAAUCACGCCAUGGAAUCACAAGUGACAAUCAAGAAAACUCCUUCAAGAAGGGUUCUACACGCUCCGUCAGCAAAAGUCAGGAGAACAUGUCAUCUAGAGUAUCAAAGUCAUCUACUAAUGCAAAAGCCUAUGAUAAUUAUAAUUCAGUUCCUUCUCAAAGUUCAAGUGUACCUGCAAACAAUACCGACGAUGACUUCGAUGAUUUUGAUCCAAGAGGAACUUCUACUAAGACUUCAGCUGGAAUCUCUAACCAGGUCGAUCUCUUUGGACAAGACUUAAUCAGUGACCUCAUGGAUGCUCCUACAUCUGUUUCUGUAGAAAAGCCAGCAACGAGUAAUGUGCCAGAGGUUGAUCUCUUUGCAGACGCGGCAUUUGUCUCAGCAGCACCUCAUGCGGACAAAGGAGCUAGUUCUCAACCACAGAAUGAAGUGGAUCUAUUUUCUUCGCAACCAGCUAUUCCUUCAGUUACACCAACAGUUGACCUGUUUUCCAUUCCUGAACCAGUUUUGCAGCCAGAGAGCAAGUCAGAAAAUUCUGGUCCUAUGAAUAAUAGCACUAUUGAUCCCUUUGCUGCUGUUCCUCUUAAUAAUUUUGAUGGAUCUGAUAUUUUUGGUGAUUUUACUUCUCAAUCUGAUUCUGUAUCUUCACAGCCCUCAAAUAAUGCCGUCAGUGAUGGCAGCCAUGAUAUGAAUGGUAAAUCUUUAGCGGACUCUAAUGUUACACCUAAAAAGGAUACUUUCCAGGUGAAGUCUGGCAUUUGGGCUGAUUCACUAAGCCGUGGAUUGAUUGAUCUCAAUAUAUCUGCUCCCAAAAAAGUAUCCCUUGUGGAUGUGGGAGUUGUGGGUGGAUUGAGUGAUGGAUCAGAUGAAAGGGAGAAAGGCCCUGCACCGUCAUUUUACAUGGGCAGAGCUAUGGGUUCAGGAUCUGGUCUUGGUAUGUCUGGAUUCACUCCUUCACAUCCAGCAACUGGGGACGACAUAUUCUCUAACCUUGGCAGCCAACAAUAUCAAUUUGGUGGGUUCCAGAAGUAAAAUUCUCAGAUUUUAUACUCAUCCUAUUACAUUUUCACUCAUUCUUUGUGGGUCGGCAUUGUCGAGACUGUUGAGCUCUUUGGCGUGGUGGAUCUUGUUUAUAUAUAUAUAUAUAUAUAUAUAUAUUUCUCACACUACUGUGAUUUUAUUAUUUCAAAAGUAACUCACAAUUGCGUCUAAACGCUGUUUACGUCUGAUCGAUUGCAACAUCGUGCAGACUGCAGGCCCCAAACUUUGGGUGGCACUGCGUUGAGUUGUAAAAUACCCCUUUUCUCCUUUAAUGUUGCUGGUGAAAUGUUAUCAUUACUUAUAGAUCAACCUGUCAAAGCUUUUUUUUAGUUUUUUCUUGUUUGUUCCGUGGUGCCAAACUUC